GAAGGAGACGGUGGGGGAGGGUCACGUGUGUAUACACUGUAGGGUUCAGGACCACUCAAUUCGUAGUAAGUUGUCAACGUCCUCCCCUUUCGAUAACAAGCUUCGUCAGACUAGAAACUGUAUUGCUAAAUGCUGCAGUAGCCUAAGUAACUACGCAAAAAGUAAUAGAUCUAACUAUACCGUUUUUGUAUUUUUUUUUUCGAAUAGAAAAGGAUACGGCGUUUGUAGCAAGUCAACACCAAAUGUAACUACAGAGAAAUGUCAGUGGACGUACAGCAAAACCCGAUGCCUCCGUAGACUUGUCGACGUGCCAAAUCUUUACUUUUCUGCCAAGUGAGUGCACCAGUGCAGCCCUCCCUCAGAGCCCUAGCUAUGUGGAGCUGUAUGGCUUACAAUGAGACGGACUCCAGCUCCGAACACCGGCUCUGCCAGGACUUUGGCCUCAUCCUUUCCGUCUUCUCCUUGUUCUACCUCAUGGUGUGCUUCCCCAUAGGGCUCUGCUACAACGCCCUGCUGGUGGUGGUCAACCUCGCCAACAAGGUGUCCAUGACCAUGCCAGACGUCUACUUCGUCAACAUGGCCAUCGCUGGCCUGGUCCUCAACCUGGUGGCCCCCGUGGAGCUGCUGGGCCCCAGCUUCACCCGCUGGCCCAUGUGGGAGUACAACGACGAGGUCUACAUCACCCUGCUCAUCCUCUUCAACAUCUCCUCCUUGGUCAUCAUGUACUCCACCACGCUGCUCAGCCUGGACUACUACAUCGAGCGAGCGCUGCCGCGCACCUACAUGUCCAGCGUGUACAACACCAAGCACGUGUGCGGCUUCAUCUGGGGCGGCGCCGUACUCACCAGCUUCUCCUCACUGCUCUUCUACGUAUGCAACCACGUCUCCACCAAGAUCAUCGAGUGCUCCAAGAUGCAGAACAAGGAGGCUGCGGACGCCAUCAUGAUGUUCAUUGGCUACGUGGUUCCGGCCGUGGCCGUGCUGUAUGCUUUUGUGCUCAUCCUGCGCAUUAGGAAGGAGUCCACCCCGCUGGACCAGGACUCAUCCCGCCUGGACCCUUCUAUCCACAGGCUGCUGCUGGCCUCAGUCUGCAUGCAGUUUGUUCUAUGGACCCCGUACUACAUGACUCUAUUGGUACACACUAUAGCCGGGGCGCCGGGGACCUACGGCAACAACAACAAACAGCGCCUUACAAUUUACUUCUUCCUGAGGUGUCUGUCAGAGCUGCUGGCCUUCUCCAGUAGCUUCGCCAUGCCUCUCAUGUACAGGCAGAUGAACAAGAACUUCUCCCACAAGCUGCAGCGGCUGCUAAAGAAGCUACACUGCAGGGACACAUCCUGCCCUCGCGAACGCUCCACAGUGCAGCAGGUGGUGACGUGAGACGGCCUGGCCUUACUAACCCCCACCCUCUUACCCAGCCUGCACUUAUUAUCACAGACCCCACAGAGACAGCAACACAUGGCCUUAGACGUCAGCUACAGGUCUAUUGCUGCUACUCUGGCUGAGUCUUGACUUUAAAUGAAACUAAGGAAUCUUCAUUGACUUUACCGAACUUGACUUUAUUUGUCCAGUUCUGUAGCAAGAGGACAAACCAAGCAGAAACCACUAAGUGCAUUAGCAAGCUUGUCACUUGGACACUUGGUUGUUAAAUUGGGGGCGCAAAGCCGUUGUAAUGCGAUUUCUCUUCUCCUAAUACACACAGGGUGAUUCACCAACACAGGCUGUAGGGGUACUGCACUGCACACCAAAACUGUGACAAUGAGUUAUACUAUUGGAGUAACAAUCAUUUUUAUAUCUCAUGUGUCAAUCAGCAUGUUACUACUAUGCAUGUAGCUGGUACUAGGUAGGAAGUGGAAUGCAAACUGAUUAUGACCCUGUCAGACCGCCCAGGAGCCUGAGGCCAUGUCUCAUUUAAAGAGUUCCUAUCCAGCCCCGGCCACAACACUCUGGAUGUGUCUUAAAUGGCACCCUAUUCCCUACAUAGUGCAUUACAUUUGAUCGGAGCCCUAUGUGCCCUGUUAAACAGUAGUGCACUAUAUAGGAAAUAGGGUGCCAUUAUGGACACAUCCUCUGUCUGUCCUCCACUGUCUUGCACCUAGAGAAAACCUUUGCAUGCUCUUCACCCUCAGCAGAUUACACAGUACUAUACAUGUACCUCGUUUCAUUUCACACCCCUACGGCAUUACAUAGGAUCAUGUGAACUACCAAGAGAAUUCUCCACACAGCUUCUAUUCAGGAUUCAGACAUGGCCGACUUACCUCUUGUGUCCUAGAAUGCUAUCACUUAACUGCCUGCACCCAACACCCAGUCAUUGUGUGGGGAACAGUUGCCUUGGCUCAGUUUAUGUGAUGUCUAAAAGCUGCUUAGAGGCACAGAAGUGACCUGCACAGCUACUUUGCUAUCUUGCUUCCCACUAAAGAGGAAGACUGUUUAUAUAUAACAUGUGUCCUAUUUAUAAUUCAGCUAAAUAAUGAACACGUCAAUCACAUUUCACUCUUGUCAUGUUAUGAUGAUGUCCGUUAUUGCAUGUGAUUAUGUGAUGCUAUGAAGUGUUGAAGUCUUUGUUGCUAAAAUGAAAAGGUCAGUUUAGUCAUCUCCACUUUGAAAGAGACAAUAUAAUUAUAAGCUAUAACCCGUUGUUUAAACGUGUUGCUACUUGCUACUGCUGGUGUAUCCAGGCCACCUCAUGAUAAGUAUUGACUUAAUUACAAGAUCAGCAAAACCAUUUGAGUUUCAUGCUGAGAAAUCCUAAAAAUGAGUCCACACCCUGUUAAUCAUUAGUUAAACUCUGGUCAAAGUCCUAAUUUAUUACAGUUGAAAUGCUCUUUUUGAGCAGUAGAGCAACAAAGGGACAGACAUGUCACAUGUUCUGCCCUGCUACUAUCAGAAACAAACAAAUGACUUAUGUCUAGACUUAUAUUGGCACAUUUUAAUUCCUAGGGUUGUUGAAUGAUGGUACAGUUCACUGAAAAUGUCACAAAAUGAAAAGGACUGAGGCAGGUUCUGGCUCUUGCAUGGUAAACUUAGUUAUCAGCAAUGUUAUGCUACCUUUAGAUAUGACCAACAACACCAGGAAAUAAAGAACGGUUAGGAAUAGGAACUGAAAUAGGGAACAGUAAAUUCUCACAAUUAAACAUUCUGUCCGAGAUCUUAAGCACUUACAAAUUUGUAACAUAUUGUACAAAUUGGAAUUUAUAACACAUCAUACGAAUUGCAAAAAUAUAGCAAAAACAAUUUUCGGGGGGGAUUCCUAACAUAUCAUAUGGCAUGGAUGACAUAGUACACAAUUGUGCACUAUUUUCGGGGUCAUGUUUUGGCUCGUGAGCACUAAAUUAUAUGAAACCUUUGGAGCAUGACUUUAAUGUGAUUCUUAGUUUUAAAAUGACCGAUUCCAUUGCCCUUUACCUCCCCUUUAUGUUGAGCCAUUAUAACCAACCAAAAUUAGUAUAUAUUUUUAAAGAACCAGUACUGUAUGUUUAUGGGAAACGUUAAAGUAUGCUAUUCUUUUAAAUCCACCUAUAAAGCAGAGAUAAAAUGUAUUUUAUUUCAUGAGGUUUAGCUACACAGGUCAAGUUGAAACCAGUUUCAGAUGUGAUGCUUUUGUGACUGUAUAUACCAGUAUAUAUGUAUAAUAUGAAAUAUCUGUAUAUAUUGUAUGUUAGAGUUUUACUGGAAAAACACCAUGUCCUCUCACAAAUACAGUAUUCUUUUCUCAAAUAUAUUUUAGAUACUCUAGCAUCAGUAAUCUUCUCUGUUGUCUGUUGAGUCAAAGACUGAUUAAACAAUAAACUAACAUGGGAAUUAAA
Molecule: messenger RNA, 3806 nt
Organism: Coregonus clupeaformis (lake whitefish)
Lineage: Eukaryota; Metazoa; Chordata; Actinopteri; Salmoniformes; Salmonidae
Product: probable G-protein coupled receptor 146
Exons: 2
Coding region: 373-1380 (335 amino acids)
Biological process (GO): G protein-coupled receptor signaling pathway
Cellular component (GO): membrane
Molecular function (GO): G protein-coupled receptor activity
Source: RefSeq, a predicted model, not a curated record